Molecule: messenger RNA, 967 nt
Organism: Cricetulus griseus (Chinese hamster)
Lineage: Eukaryota; Metazoa; Chordata; Mammalia; Rodentia; Cricetidae
Source: RefSeq, a predicted model, not a curated record
CCUUGGUCCCGCCCUCGCUGACGUACCGCGAGUCACCUGACUCAGCUGCGGGCUGAGGAGACACAAGGGAAGUGGCCGUCGCGGGAGCAAGAGCCUUCGACUCCGGACCCCCGCGCCAUGCCGUCCGAGAAGACCUUCAAGCAGCGCCGCAGCUUCGAACAAAGAGUAGAAGAUGUCCGGCUCAUCCGGGAGCAGCACCCCACCAAAAUCCCAGUGAUAAUAGAGCGAUACAAGGGUGAGAAGCAACUGCCUGUCCUGGACAAAACCAAGUUCCUUGUACCCGAUCAUGUGAACAUGAGUGAGCUAAUCAAGAUUAUUAGAAGGCGCUUACAGCUUAACGCCAAUCAAGCUUUCUUCCUCCUGGUGAACGGGCACAGCAUGGUGAGCGUGUCCACACCCAUCUCUGAAGUGUAUGAGAGUGAGAAAGAUGAAGAUGGAUUUCUGUACAUGGUGUAUGCCUCCCAGGAGACAUUCGGAACAGUACUGGCUGUUACAUUAGGUUUCAGCUGUGAAGAUGACAGCAGCAGGAGACACAGACUCUUGACAGAUAUGGCCAGUUCCAGCUAAAGCAAACCACUGUUUCCUGCUACCUGCAUGUGGUCUACUGUGACCAUCUUUGGUGAUUUCACUCAUGUUUGUGAUCUGAGAAUCUCAGAACUGCCUGCUGUCAUGGAGGGAAGCCAAUAUAGCCACGUGAUGCCCAAGCUCCUUACAGGCACCCCUCCCCGUCCCUGCAUGCAACUGUCUACUUGCUUUCAAUGUGAUUUUAUUUACAUCAUUCUAUCUAACUACCCUGUCUUGUGUAGGUUGUGUACGUCAAUAUGUCCCUGGUUUUUAUAACUACGGUGCGAUCAAUAAGGAUUCCUGUAAUACUGCUUUAAAAACGCUGCUCAGAGGGGCGGCCUUCAUUUAUAGAACACCUGUACACUUCGAUGCACUAAAUGAAUAAAGGCACAAUUGAACCUGU